AUGCGCAUUUUACUAGUUCUCUCCGUUUUCAUUGGGUUCGCAUCGUCCAGACUGAUGUGUGGAAUCGAGCCAAUCACUACAAAUUGGAUGGAGAUUCAGAUCAAAUUGGAUUGUCCAGCUAUUCUAGAGCAUCAUCGAAAGUGUUGUCUUGCUCAUGGAUGGUGCUAUGUGUAUAAGAAAGUAUCGAUGGAAGCAUGCAAUAAUGAGUACUGCAGAUGUGUGGAUGCGUUGGCAAAAGAAGGAACUUGCAAGAUGCAUUCUGACAACUUCUGCAUGAACGUCAAAAAUCUGGGACCAAUGUUGUGGCCGACUAUCAACGAAAAUGGAAUGCAGUUCUAA
This is a messenger RNA of Caenorhabditis briggsae, 339 nucleotides long. Lineage: Eukaryota; Metazoa; Nematoda; Chromadorea; Rhabditida; Rhabditidae. The record is from RefSeq and is a predicted model, not a curated record. The transcript has 3 exons. Bases 1 to 339 code for a protein of 112 amino acids.